Enterobius vermicularis (human pinworm) is the source of this 885-nucleotide messenger RNA. NCBI's taxonomy places the organism in Eukaryota, Metazoa, Nematoda, Chromadorea, Rhabditida, Oxyuridae. The record is from the annotation of a GenBank genome assembly.
AUGGAAAGUGUCAGAACAGGAACAAGACUUGCCUACUCAGAAUGUCAGUAUCAGUUUCGUCAUCGAAGAUGGAACUGUACAAUGAUUAAUCCAAAAACUUAUGAGGUAUUCGGUGAGGCAAUUCUUAAAAAAGGUACACAGGAAGCAGCAUUUGUUCAUGCAAUCACAGCGGCUGGAGUCGCCUAUCAGCUGACGACGGAUUGCUCAAAGGGUUUGAUCAGUAUAUGUGGUUGUGAUCAGACAGCGCAAAUGAAUAACAAUGAUCCCAAAAAAUACGUCUUUAGUGGUUGUUCAGAUAAUGUUCGUUAUGGAACCCUAUCGUCCAAAGAAUUUGUUGACGCCGGUGAUCGUGGAAAGCAUAAGAACAACAGUGUACAACGUGCAAUGAAUUUACAUAAUAAUAAUGCCGGUCGUGAGGUAUUAAUCCAAAAUAUUGAAGAAAAAUGUAAGUGUCAUGGAAUGAGCGGUUCAUGCAACAUGAAAACUUGUUAUAAAAAAAUGCCGUCUUUCAGGAAGGUUGGUGCUAUUCUAAAAGAAAAGUUCGAUGGAGCAACCGAAGUAAAUGUUGAACUUGAAGAAAGUAGGCCUGUAAUUACACGACGAGAUCUGCAGUUCAAAAAACAUACAAAAGCUGAUUUGGUAUACAGUGAUCCAUCGCCAGAUUUCUGUGAACCAGAUCCAGAAAAUGGUGUUCUUGGAACACACGGUCGACAGUGUAAUACCAGUUCACUGUUUCCUGAUGAAUGCAGUCAGCUGUGCUGCAAUCGGGGCUAUCGAACCUAUAAAAGGCGUAUACAACGGGAAUGCCACUGUAAAUUUGUAUAUUGUUGUCAUGUUGAAUGCGAAAUUUGUACAACUACAGUUAGUGAAGAAAUUUGCAACUAA